Symbiodinium natans is the source of this 786-nucleotide messenger RNA. Lineage: Eukaryota; Dinophyceae; Suessiales; Symbiodiniaceae. The record is from the annotation of a GenBank genome assembly.
AUGUACGGUGCAUAUGCCGCGGGAUACGGCCAGGGCUACGGCCAGGCCUACGGCCAAGGCUACAGCCAGGGCGGCGAUCAAGGCUAUGCCCAGGGCAGCAGCCAAGGCUACAGCCAAGGCUACAGCCAAAGCUACAGCCAGGGCUACGGCCAGGGCUGCGGCCAGGGCUACGGACAAGGCUACAGCCAGGGCUGCGGGCACGGCGGGUACGCGCCUCCGGCGUAUCAGGCCGGUUAUGGGGGUCAUGCCCGGCCAGCCAUGCCUCCCCGCCCGCUGCCGGGAAUGGACCCGGCCUCCGGCAUCGUCUGGCCAGGCGGCCAGCGCCCACCUGGACCCAUCGUCAAGGCGGGCAACCUGGCCAAGGACAUCACUGUGCCCACUUUGAAGCAGGCACUCACGAAGUGGGGUGUUGACGGCAUCAAGGAGGUCCUCCUCACUGAUAGCCGAUUCGGACAAGUCGCACUUUUCACCUUCAAGGAGGUGGAGCAAGCUCAGCUCAUGAUGAUGGCGCAGGGGGUGGAGGUAUCGGGGCGGCCGCUGAUGCUCGAGUUCCUCCCGGCUCCCAGCAACGCCAAAGCCGCGGAGAAGAAGCCUGUGAAGGAGGCCAAGAUCGUGACCGAGAUCAUCAAGGUCUCCAACCUCCCCAAGAAGAUGGAGAAGUUCGAGCUGGUCACACACCUGCGCUCCCAUGGGGUGCUGGGCAUCUCACAGGUGGUUCUGGAGCGGCAAAACACGGCACUCGUCCGCUUCAACGAAGAAAGAGAUGUGCCCAAGGCCAUCGAGAAG